AUUAUCUGUGUUUAAUAGGACUUUUAGACGCGAGAAUGGAGUUAGACAGUGGCAUUAAACAUGGUAAUCCCAUGUAUUAUCCAGCACUCUCGAUUAUGGCUUGUAAAACAGUUUACAAUAAUGCUGCUUAUAACCAAGCUUUAAUCGAAGGUCAAUGGAAGAUGGAGUUCUUGGGAUUCAGAAAUUACUGGAACGAUUUUACUGGAAAACCUGACACACAAGUUGUGAUGUUUCGAGAUAAAGAUGUUGAUCACGACACCAUUGUUGUUUGCUUCAGAGGAACACAACCGUUUAAUCUCAAUGACUGGUGUUCGGACGUAGACUUGUCUUGGCACGAAUUCCCCAAAAUCGGGAGGAUUCACAGCGGCUUCAUGAAAGCCUUGGGGAUGCAAAGUGAUGUAGGAUGGCCGGAAGAAGUGGAUAACGAUUCAUACACCGGUGGCCGCAAAGCAGCCUUGGCUUACUACGACAUAAGGGACACGUUGAGAACCCUUUUGAGGAAAAACCCCGAAGCCAAAUUUAUAGUGACGGGCCACAGUUUGGGCGGCGCGUUGGCUGCUCUGUUCCCGGCGAUUUGCUUUUACCACGACGAACGAUUGUUGCUCGACAGAAUGGAGGCGAUCUACACGUUCGGACAACCCAGAGUCGGAGAUGAAGCGUUCGGGAAUUACAUGAAUAUGAAUCUGACAAAGCGUGGUAUUCAUUAUUACAGAUACGUUUACUGUAACGAUGUGGUUCCUAGGGUUCCUUCUGACCGCGUGUUCAAGCACUUUGGUAACUGCGUUUACUACGACAGCAAAUACGAAGCGUCGAUAGUUGAGGAAGUCCCAUAUAAGAACUACUUGUCAAUUUGUGGGGGUAUUUCGAUGCGAAGAAACGCCAUUUAUGAGCUGAUGAGAAGCUUCGAUGUGGGGAGAAAGUAUGGAGAAGAAUACAAGGAAGGUUGGCUGCUAUUUGGCAUGAGGAUGUUUGGAUUGGUGAUACCUGGUUUGCCUGCUCAUUGUCCCCAAGAUUAUGUAAACUCUACUCGACUCGGUUCCCAUUCCCACCACCAUCUUCUUUCUCGUGUUUUCCACCAUUAAAAGCGCGCAUCGACAAGUGCAUGCC
Hibiscus syriacus is the source of this 1107-nucleotide messenger RNA. Its product is annotated as triacylglycerol lipase OBL1-like. The transcript is spliced from 4 exons. NCBI's taxonomy places the organism in Eukaryota, Viridiplantae, Streptophyta, Magnoliopsida, Malvales, Malvaceae. The record is from RefSeq and is a predicted model, not a curated record. Gene Ontology annotation, biological process: lipid metabolic process. Gene Ontology annotation, molecular function: triacylglycerol lipase activity. The coding region runs from base 36 to 1082 and encodes 348 amino acids.